AAGGCGAGGAGAUUGACGUGGUGACGGUGGAGAAGAGACAAUCGCUCAGCCUGAGGAAGCCUGUCACCAUCACACUGCGUGCCGACCCCUUGGACCCCUGCAUGAAACGCUUCCACAUCUCCGUCCACCAGCAGCAGCACAACUAUGAGGCCCGCUGGCCGCCGGAUUCGCGUUCCUACAGCGAGGACGUGGCCAAGAGGAAAAACCACAAUUACCUGGAGCGCAAACGGCGCAACGACCUGCGCUCGCGUUUCCUGGCCCUGCGGGACCAGGUCCCCGGGCUCGCCAGCUGCCCCAAGACCCCCAAAGUGGUGAUCCUGAGCAAAUCCUCCGAAUACCUGCAGUCGCUCAUCAGUGCCGAGAGGAGGAUGGCAGCGGAGAAGCGG
Molecule: messenger RNA, 386 nt
Organism: Pterocles gutturalis (yellow-throated sandgrouse)
Lineage: Eukaryota; Metazoa; Chordata; Aves; Pterocliformes; Pteroclidae
Gene: MYCL
Product: v-myc avian myelocytomatosis viral oncogene lung carcinoma derived homolog
Exons: 2
Biological process (GO): regulation of transcription by RNA polymerase II
Molecular function (GO): protein dimerization activity; RNA polymerase II cis-regulatory region sequence-specific DNA binding; DNA-binding transcription factor activity, RNA polymerase II-specific
Source: RefSeq, a predicted model, not a curated record